Molecule: messenger RNA, 207 nt
Organism: Gongylonema pulchrum
Lineage: Eukaryota; Metazoa; Nematoda; Chromadorea; Rhabditida; Gongylonematidae
Source: the annotation of a GenBank genome assembly
AUGUCGACCUCGCCAAAGAGAACUACGUACAGAUCCCGAUCCGAGUUGACGAUGUGCAGCGGUGGUGGAGUGGUGAUGAUUUCCUGGGUCUUCGUGUGGAAGCUUUCUACAAAGGAGAGAAUUUGGCUGUCCACCCACAGCAAGAUUCCACAAAUGUUUGUUUUUUUACCGUACUAUGCAAAUAAUAAUUCUUGUUCAUCGCUGUAA